UUCAACCACAAAUGCUUUGUUACUACCAUUAUUGGCUGCUACAGCUGCCACUGGAAAAUCAUACAGGAGAAAAAACUUAAACGUGGACAGUGCUGCUGUUCCCAGAGAGAACGAUUAUUUUACCCAUGUCUGAUCAUUUCAUUUUGCAUGUCUGUGCUUUUGGUGUUCGUGUGGGUAGAAUCAUCAAAUGAAUACAAUGGCUUUGACUGGGUCAUUUUUAUAGGUACAGGACUCUGGUUCUUCUGGUCCAUUGUCUUACUGAGUUUCCUUGGGAUCCUGGUUGCCUACACAUCAUUGCUCUUGGUACUUGGGUUUUUGUUGCUUUGGGAGGGGAUUGAAUUGUACCUGCACUGGUGUCAUAAGAUCCUGAUUCUGCUAGUGACUGUGAUGUGCUCGUUUUUUUUCUGGAGUCUGUUCACUUACUGGAGAGAUAGGUGGCUCACCGUCGGGCUGUCACUGCAGGUCUUUGCUCCCUACAUACACCUGAGCAGCAUAGCUAUGAUGGUUAUUCUUUCAUGGCCUUUGGCUUUCUACUUGAUCCGUUUGGAAGGAGAAGCUAGAUUCAGAAGAUACCAGAUGACAUGUAAUGAGAGAAAAAGAAACAGAUGUAAUGUGCUCACAAAGUUGAGAGCUCUACAAGUGGCUAUUGGAUUGCCCUUUUUUCUUAUCCUUUUGUGUCUCUAUUUGCUUCCAUUGGGGAAUUUUUCUCCCUGCGUUCAGGAGAAGGAUAAAUUGGCACCCAAGCCGGACUUGUUUGGACAUAGAGGUGCACCCAUGCUGGGGCCUGAGAAUACCAUAAUGGCCUUUGAGAAAGCUGUUGAACAUGGGGCCUGUGGACUGGAGAGUGAUGUACAUAUAAGUUAUGAUCAUGUGCCUUUUCUCAUGCAUGACUCUGACCUGAGAAGAACAACCAAUAUCAAAGAGGUCCUGCCAAAUGCCUCCUUGACACACCCUUCCUUAUUUGAUUGGGAUUUCCUGUCGACUCUGAAUGCAGGCAAAUGGUUUUCACAAAUCAAACCAUUUUUUGGUAUGAAAUCCUUAUCAGAGGCUGAUAGGGAAAGAGCAGGAAAUCAGAAGAUUCCAAAGCUAACUGAAUUAUUGGAACUUGCACAGAAGGAAAAGAAGUUUGUGAUCUUUGAUCUUAAUGGCCCUGCACCGAAUCAUUCUCUCCGAGCUUUGUAUGUCCGCCAUGUAGUAAGCAUAAUCCUUGACUCUCAGAUUGAGCAACGUCUGAUUUUUUGGUUGCCAGCUUUUGAAAGGGAGUAUGUCAAGAAAAAGGCUCCUGGUUUUCAGCAAGUGGGCCGGUUAUUCUCUGUUGAACGCCUCACAAAAGAAAAUAUCACUAGAGUAAAUGUUGACUAUAAGAACUUGUUCUAUAAUGGGAUGAGAGAAUAUAGAGCAGCUAACAUCAGCAUCAACUUAUACCUCGUCAAUGAACCUUGGCUCUUCUCACUGGCCUGGUGCUCCAGGAUUCCCUCUGUGACCACAGACAACAUUCAGGUCCUGAAUGAGAUGACUCAACCUUCCUACUUCAUGACACCAAAGUACUAUUUGAUUGUGUGGAUUCUCAUGGAUAUUCUUUCUGCAAUUUUCAUUGUUGCCAUACUUUAUUUUCAUUGGUGGAAAGAGAGCAAAAAAGAAAAAUUACUCAACAGCACCAGCAUUCACACAGAAUCUCUGAGUACAAGCCUCCGAACAGGAGAAAGUCAGAGUCAAGAACCUUCAUGUAUAUCCGUAGAUCCUGUCCCCCGAGUUACAGAAAUUCCUUGGGCUCAUGCAGACCUCUCCCCAGCUUUAACCAAGAAUGUAAGGAAGUACCCAUACUCUAGCUGUGUUUCAGUAGUCCCCAUGAAGAAAGCCAGCAAAUCAAAGCAAGUCAGCAAAACCAUCAAGACACCAGUGCCUGGCAAGGAUGACAUUAGACAACUGGUCCCCACCUUGAAGGCCUCUGAAUCCAUCCAAGCACCUGUCCGGGGUUCUGCCAGAGAGGCCAACUACCAAUCUUCAUCAGCCUUGAAGGCGACUGGAAUAUUUUCCUCCAUAGACGUCUCUCAUCCUCAGAAACAAACUGAAAGGCCCCCCAAUACUAAAUCUUCUGAAGAAUCCCUUCCUGUUUUCACCACAUCCAGCCCAUCCUCCUCCUCCUAAGCCUGUCUGCAAAGAAUUAACCACAACUUGCUCCCUUCUUCCUC
Dama dama (fallow deer) is the source of this 2192-nucleotide messenger RNA. RefSeq names its product glycerophosphodiester phosphodiesterase domain-containing protein 4-like. The record is from RefSeq and is a predicted model, not a curated record. Gene Ontology annotation, cellular component: membrane. Gene Ontology annotation, molecular function: glycerophosphodiester phosphodiesterase activity. Gene Ontology annotation, biological process: lipid metabolic process. The transcript is spliced from 16 exons. The annotation marks the transcript as partial. NCBI's taxonomy places the organism in Eukaryota, Metazoa, Chordata, Mammalia, Artiodactyla, Cervidae.